CACGAGAUGUCUGCGCAGCUGUCAAGGGCUCCAGCCAUCCACUCUCAAGGACUUUCUCCAUGCUUCUCAACUGGAGAGGCAGUCCCAUGCAGUCAAGGGCGAUCCGAACCCUGUGUAGCGUCAUAGGCAGCACUCUCUCAAAGUAUUUCAGGCAAAAUGGCUGUUGGGAAAUGUAUGUCAACUACUGCUCCUGGGAUAUCUUUGACGUUCUUGAUCCCAAACUCGUAUCAUCUGGGGAGAGAAGAGCUUUCAAUGAAGAAUAUUGGACAAAGCAUAUGGAGACCACGUCACAACCAGACGAGGCGAUCAAAGCAGUCAUCGCCCUUGUCCAAUUUCAAAGCCACGAGGACUUGAAGGGUGUCCUAAGUUGGCUUGAGGAGCAUCAGUGGCAAGCUACAACCUGGUGGACCGUCACUGAGAGAUACUACAUGGCCGCCGCAUAUCUAAUAGCGGGGAAAGCAAAUGUAUCCUUUGAUAUUGUCCAAUCAACGUUUGAUUCGAUAGUGGGGGAUUGGCGAUCUGGAUUUUCCAUCCACGACACGCUGGUUGAUGUAAGGAAUAUAGAAAGCAUUGUGGAAGAACUCCCAGAGGGAAUGUAUGGUCUUGACAGCUUGAAAAGCCGCGUGAGUAUGGUUUUCGGUCAGAUCAUAGAGGAGCUGGACAGUGAUCUGCCAGAGGUUCUGCUUUCCGAAAUGGAUUGGGAAUGAUGUUGGAUUAGAGUCAUCGAUUACACGUGUAUGGGGGUUCAUUCAAAUGA
This is a messenger RNA of Ilyonectria robusta, 757 nucleotides long. RefSeq lists its product as uncharacterized. The transcript has a single exon. The coding region runs from base 60 to 707 and encodes 215 amino acids. The record is from RefSeq and is a predicted model, not a curated record. Lineage: Eukaryota; Fungi; Ascomycota; Sordariomycetes; Hypocreales; Nectriaceae.